ACGAGUCCGCCCUGCGCAGGAGCUCAGCCUGGGCCUCCUGGGGGGCCCCAGGGGGGCCCCAAAGCUGGACCCAGGGGGGCCCCCCAGCCCCCUUCAGAGGGUACCAGGCAGCAGCAGAUGCAGACAGUGCAGCCACGUGGGCCCCAGCCACAGGGGGGCCCCUGGGGGCCCCCAGGACUUUCGGGGUACUGGGGCCCCGGGGGGCCCCCGGCGGCGUUGCAGAAGCUGCGGGCUGGGAGGCAGGGCGAAAAGAGGGGAGCAGCAGCAGCAGCAGCAUCAGCAGCAAUAUGUUUCGUGCUGCUGCAGCAAACUAUGGCUCAAGCAGCCUAGACGGAAGCAGCAAGGAGCUGGGGCCCCUCAAGCUGGCGGCGCAGCAGGGACGGGGGCCCCUUACGGCUGGGCAGCACCGUGCUUCGGGCAGCAGCAGCAGCAGCAGCAGUAG
Eimeria tenella is the source of this 442-nucleotide messenger RNA. RefSeq lists its product as uncharacterized. NCBI's taxonomy places the organism in Eukaryota, Apicomplexa, Conoidasida, Eucoccidiorida, Eimeriidae. The transcript has a single exon. The record is from RefSeq and is a predicted model, not a curated record. The annotation marks the transcript as partial.